Molecule: messenger RNA, 1184 nt
Organism: Centruroides sculpturatus (bark scorpion)
Lineage: Eukaryota; Metazoa; Arthropoda; Arachnida; Scorpiones; Buthidae
Product: jerky protein homolog-like
Exons: 1
Coding region: 219-728 (169 amino acids)
Cellular component (GO): nucleus
Molecular function (GO): DNA binding
Source: RefSeq, a predicted model, not a curated record
UGAAAGAAUUUUAGUUGGCAAAUUUAAAUUUUCAUUAGUGCUGUGGCACUGCAAUCUUUGGCUAUGUCUUGGGCUACUCCAAUAUUUUCGUGUUUGUGUAUGUGUUUUAACUGGCAGCACUGGUAUUUUUAUGUAGUGUUUUUCUGAGGACUCUGUAUCCGGACGUGUGUCGUGCUUAAUCAAAAUCUGUUUUCACCAGGGACAUUAACUUUGCAUCCAUGAAUUUUUUACUUGUAACAGAUUGCUCUGUAGUUGUUGUAACGUUUGCAAUGGCCAGUAAACGUAAGCGCAUUGUUCUCAGUGUUUCUGAUAAACUUAAAAUAAUAGAUCAGUUGAAGUGUGGUGCUAGUGGAUCAAGCUUAGCUUGGAAAUAUGGAGUUGGAAAUGCCAUAAUAUCGGACAUUAAAAAGAACAGUGAUGACAUUAAAAAAUUUGCACGUGUACUUGACAGUGAAGACGGAAGCUUGCACAGAAAAACGAUGAGAAUGGCAGAAAACAAGGAUUUGGACAUUGCAGUUUUCACGUGGUUCAUGCAGGUACAUAGCCAAGGACAACCAAUAAGUAGCCCUUUGAUCUGUGAAAAAGCUCUUGAAAUGAACAAGAAACUAGGUGGUAACACUGAUUUUAAAGCAACUUCCGGCUGGCUUAAGCAUUUCAAAUCUAGGCAUGGAAUUAGGGAAUUGGAUAUCCAGGAUGAAAAACUGUCCACUGAUACUGAAUCAGCUUAAAGUUUGAAAGAGUUUUUUAAGAACAUGAUCGAUAAGGAAGACUACAAAAAAACCAAUGUCUACAAUGCAGACUAAACUGGUUUGUAUUAGAAAAAAAUGCCAACAAAAACCCUAAUUUCUAAGAAUGAAAUGUCAGCACCUGGUUUUAAGGUAAGCAAAUUAUGCAUCACUGUUAUGGUAUGUGGAAAUGUUACCAGAACAUACAGGCUACCUUUGCUAAUCGUAGGAAAAUCCAAAAAUCCACAGUGCUUUAAAGGAAUAAAAAAUUGCCGAUGACCUACAAAAAUCAAAAGAAUUCAUGGAUGGAUACAACCAUUUUUAUAGAAUGGUAUGACACUGUAUUUAUCCCUGAAGUCAAAAAGCAUCAGCUUAAAACUGGAAAUUCUGGAAAUGUUUUGUUGUUGAUUGAUAACGCCCCAAGUAGGGUUUCUUUCCCGGGAUCCCGUUUUCCCAGGA